AUGUCGGCCGAGCAGCGCCAGCAGGACGUGAGCGGGGCGGAUGGCCAGCUGCAAGCCGAGCCUCCUGCCGACCAACACACAUGUGAGCUGUAUGACACAGCUGCCAUGCUAUUAAAUAAUGGUGCCUCACCCAGCCGUGUCGUUCGCGCAGCAUGUUUACUGCAGCAGCUAGCAGCUAGUGCUGUGGCAUUUAACUUCCGCCGCACCCGUCAGAUGGCAGCCUCCGAGCACAUCUCUGAAAAGGAUGUUCACCACGGACUCGACCCGCCUCUUGGAACGGGCACGGGCGUGUCCACUUCAACGUCAUCGGGCGACUCGUACACCAGCGCGACGGACUCGACCGCGAGCACCACGGCUGAUUCGGCCACCCAGCAAAGCUCGACGACUGCGACCACUCCGUCGACCGACACAACGACCACUUCGUCGGACACGACGACUGCUUCUACUUCGCCGUCGACUUCAACUACCUCGGCGGACACCACGACGCAGGGAGCGGACACGACUACGCAAGGGACGACAACUAGCACCGGCAUCACCAACGGCACGGGCACCUGGGGAGGAACCAGCACUGGGGCUGACACUGCAACCACCAGCGGCACCAACACGUGGGGAACGAGCACCGGAACGGAUACUGCCACUACUGGCGGCACCGACACGUGGAGUGCUAGCACGGACACCACCACCGACUCGGCCGAGACGCCGUGUGCUAGCGGAGACUCGGAUACGACGGGUACACAAGGAGUCUCUGGUGCUGGCACCACCUCGACCGACACCACUACGUCUCAGCAGACGACGGGGACUUCGGGCUGGGGAACCAGCACUGGCGCCGACACUGCCACGACUGGGACGUCCGGAUGGGGUACUGCUACCGGCACGGCCUCCACGGGCGCUUGGGGGGCUUCAACAGAUACUACCUCGGGCACCGACACCACCUCGCAGCAGACGACAGGGACGUCAGGCUAUGGAACCAGCACUGGGACGGCCACGACCGGCUGGGGAACUGGCACCGAUACGACUUCUGCCGAGACGCAUUGCUCGGGCGACCAGAGCUCGACGGGGACCUGGGGAGCCUCGACCGACACAACUACUAGCACAGGCACGACCACCCAGCAAACCUCGGGGGGUGCAACCUCGACCGGCACGACGCAUCAGACCAGCGGCGCGGAUACGUCGAACACCGACAGCACCACCACCGGCACUUGGGGUACCACCGGGACCGAGCAGGCUGGUACGGUGACCGCUGCUAGCGAGACGUCCGACUCGUGGGGCUCCACUGGUACGUGGGGCGCUGCAACGGACACGGCGAAUGCACCGUGCUCGGGUUCGUCGGACACCACGUCGGGAACGUCGACGAACACCUGGAUUGAGAUCACCAACAGUCCUAGCACCGGAAGCUCCACCACCGCCAGCACCGAAACCGCAUCGGGCAAGACUGGUGUCGACUCCACCUCGGCCGCGACGACGUCGACUGCUACUACGACUGCCUCGGAGACGACGACCUCGACCACCUCAGCCGCUGAAACAACGACUGCCCCUGCUGCCACCACUGCCGCUUCGACGUCUUCGGCCACCACGUCGGGCAAGACUGGCGUCCCCGCGACGUCGACGACGUCCUCGGGCACCUCGUCAGCGGACACGUACACGGGUGACUCGACCACGCAGCAAUCGGCGACGCAAUCCCGCCGCCGCUCUCUCCGCCACUAA
Messenger RNA from Phytophthora sojae, 1704 nucleotides. RefSeq lists its product as hypothetical. The record is from RefSeq and is a predicted model, not a curated record. Lineage: Eukaryota; Oomycota; Peronosporomycetes; Peronosporales; Peronosporaceae. The transcript is spliced from 3 exons. The coding region runs from base 1 to 1704 and encodes 567 amino acids.